Molecule: messenger RNA, 1059 nt
Organism: Pundamilia nyererei
Lineage: Eukaryota; Metazoa; Chordata; Actinopteri; Cichliformes; Cichlidae
Product: fetuin-B-like
Exons: 7
Coding region: 1-1059 (352 amino acids)
Biological process (GO): negative regulation of endopeptidase activity
Cellular component (GO): extracellular region
Molecular function (GO): cysteine-type endopeptidase inhibitor activity
Source: RefSeq, a predicted model, not a curated record
AUGAGUGUGUACCUGCUGGUCGUAUGUUUGGCUUUGCUGCCCCAGGGAGGGGAGGCCUCGGACCCUCCAGGCUGCAUGAGCCCUGAUGCAGUGCGAGUGGCAGAAGAGGCGUUGGAACAGAUCAACCAGGACAGGAAAAUUGGAUACAUCUGGAGCCUCAACAGGCUCUAUGAUCUGUCUCACACUCCAGAACAGGGGAAAGAUGGAUCUCUGUACAAACUAACCAUCGAUGUCAUGGAGACCAAAUGCCACAUCACCAGUGGAAAACCAUGGAAACAAUGUGAAGUCAGAAAUAUUGGGAAUGUACCAGUGUAUGGAGAGUGUCAAGUAUCUGCCUAUGUUCACACUCAAGUCAAACUACAAAGCUACUCCUGUACAAUUCGUGAAGUUCCAGCUACUGCAGUGGUGGACACGUGCCCAGACUGUCCCACGGCCGAAAAUCUGAAUGAGCCCAUUGUCAAAGAGACGGCCAAUCUCUGCCUGCAGAGGUUCAAUGAGGAGAGCCGCCUGGCCAACUACUUUACUCUGGAGAACAUAACGAAAGCCAGUUCACAGUGGGUUGUUGGUCCGUCCUACUUUGUGGAAUUCACUAUAGUGGAGACAGUUUGUUCAAGGGAAACAGAUGUCAGUGAACUGAGCCGCUGCACACCUAUGGACUGUCAGUUUGCUCACAGAGGCUUCUGUUCGGGCUCACAUGUGGCUCGUGAGGAUCAGUUUGAAAUCAGAAACCCUGGUGGCAAAAGGGAUGGCUUGAUUCAAGAUAAGAAACCUGUAGAGGUGAAAUGUGAGAUCUAUGAACCUCAGGCUUCCUCUGUGGAGGCGCAGGCUCACGCAAAAGCAGGCAGUGUGCACACUGAACACCAGCAGCAUAACCACACUCACCUGCAUCCCCAUGAGCACCUCCACUCAGACUCACCCAGCCCAGACAUUACACUCUCCGUGUCUCAGAACCUUGGGAAUGUGGUGAAUCAGCCUGCCUCUCCCAGAGCUUCACCAGCAGGCAGCUCCUGCCCCGGACCCCGCAGACACAAUCUGGGUUUACGGAAUCUCAGGCUCUGA